Molecule: messenger RNA, 582 nt
Organism: Microthlaspi erraticum
Lineage: Eukaryota; Viridiplantae; Streptophyta; Magnoliopsida; Brassicales; Brassicaceae
Source: the annotation of a GenBank genome assembly
AUGUGGAUUGGGAUCCCAAAUGAUAUAAUUACAAAAGCGACAGCGGAAUCAUUGACAUGGGCUAAGGCCCAGGAAAAACAAAAAACAGAGAUUCCACGAUUACAGACUCAAGUGGAAACCAUUUUAUCGGGUGACCGGUGUCAAGUGGAUGGAGCAUGGAAGGAGACAGAUUGUAGGGCUGGCCUGGGAUGGUAUCACUUCAAUCCAGCUACACAGAGUAAGCUGAUGGGCUCGUGUAAUCUGAGACGGGGAAUAUCUCCACUUCAGACUGAACUAGAGGCACUCCUUUGGGCGAUGCAGUGCAUGCUGCGGCAUAAAAAGUUAGUAACGGUAUUCGAGACGGACUGUUCCGACGUGGUGAAGAUGGUGUCUAAACCAGAGGAGUGGCCGGCGUUUGCAAUACUUCUUGAUGAGGUCGACAAAUGCAAGAUGGGGUUCACCUCAUUUUCAAUUGUCCACAUACCCAGGAUGAACAACACGAAGGCAGACAAGCUAGCACGAAGUGCUCGAGCUCUACCUACUGAUGUGUACUAUUUGCUUUUGAAGAAUGCAGCUGAAUUACAGUACGAGAAAUGCAGCUGA